UGCGCCGCCGCCGCCGUCCCUUCGGCAGCCCGAGCAGCGCAGGCACACACAGCCGCGGGUGCCGAAUCACCGGAGAGCGCUUGCUUGUUUCUUUUUGGUGGCCAGGAGCGAGGGCGCAAAAAACGCGGAGUGUUCGCGGCAGUGGUUGUUCCUAUUUCAACGGUGUGGACGGGGGGACCCCGCGCCUUUGCCUCGUCUCCGCCGUCUUCGUCGUCUUGUGUGCGCGGCCGUCGAAAGGAGAAAGGGGGGCCCCUGCCGUCCCAGUGCGCUGCUGUGUUCCUUGCUUGAUCGGCGGGGCAGCCGCCGUGCCUGGUUUUGGUUUCCCGCAUGUGGGGUGAGAAGUGCGGUGAGCGCGUCGUCGCCGUCUCGGGCGGCCAAGAAGGCCUAAGCGGGCGCUCGCGGCCAGCGGCGUGAGAGAAGCGAAGCGCGCUCACGCGCGCGCGAGCCGCGCGCGCGCCGUGCGGCCACCGCCGCCGCUGCUGCUGCUUUCUGCGGCCCGCGAUGAUGUGUCGUCGGCUGCGCCGGCGGGCGGCAGUGGCUCGCGAGGCCGGCCCCGCCGUAGCUGCCCAAUGAAGCGUCGCGGUGGUGGGCGGCGUGCGUCCGACGGCUGCCAGCGUGUUCUCGUUCCCGCUGUUCGGAGGACCCAAGGGGCCCCUCGGCUCCGUGCUGCCGCCGGCGGCUCGUGCCAUGACGUCGGCGGCGCCGAAAUCGGCGGGGCCCCCCAUGAGCGGCGCGGGGCCUCCGCCCAUGCCGGACCUGAGCCACCUGACCGAGGAAGAGCGCCGCAUCAUCGAGUCGGUCAUGGCACGCCAGAAGGAAGAGGAGGACCGCGAGAAGGAGAUCCUAAAGAAAAAGCAGGACGAGGUGCAGCUGCUCGAGUCGGCCAUCGGCCAGCGCAGCGCCGAGCAGCGCAAGCUGGGCGCCGAGCUGGAGGCCACCUGCCAGAUCUGCCUCAAGACCAAGUUCGCCGACGGCAUCGGGCACAUCUGCAACUACUGCAACAUCCGCUGCUGCGCCCGCUGCGGGGGCAAGGUCACGCUGCGCUCCUCCAAGGUCAUCUGGGUCUGCAUCCUCUGCCGCAAGAAGCAGGAGCUGCUCAUCAAGACCGGGCAGUGGAUACACGGAGGGUCGCAGCUCGUGCCGCCUUCCGCCGGCGGUACCACCGCCCGGGGUCGCCUGGAGCGCGCCCACUCUGCCGAAAAGGACAACUACACCGGCCACCCGACGUCCAUGCCCAUGGGUCUUGUGCGGGGAGGAAGUCUACAGCGGUUAGGAAACCUCGGAGGGCGGGAGCUGCGGCGGCAGUAUUCUUCACAGGAGCCGUGUCUUGGCGACCGGCGCCUGUCCGGCUGUGACCCCCACCUGCGCUCGUCGCGGGAACCCUCGCCCGAGCGCCGGUGGCCACCCCGGCUACAGCCGCAGCCGGGUCAGCCCUUCCCACCGCACCACAUGCAGCAGCAACAGGGGCCUUCCAUGCAGGGGGCCCUCUCUCAGCAGCAGCAGCAGCAGGUACCGUCGUCCCUACAGGGCGCGCAGGUGGGCGGCCACCACCACCUGCACGGCGGUGUCCCGGUGUCGGCGGGCCUCCAGCCUCAGCAGCCACAGGCCCAGCAGCAGCAGCAGCGGCGCAAGGUGGACUCCGUGGUGCGCAAUGACUCGCUGAGCUCGGACCAGUCUGAGUGCGUGCGGCCGCCUCCGCCCAAGCCGCACCGGCACAAGCGCGGACGCAAGAUGCGCCAGCGCUCGCUCAGCUCCUCGGACGACGAGGCCCGCUCCACGCCGGACUGCUCCAGCUGCGAGGAGAGCGAGAGCGUCAGCGAAAAAGGUGACUGCGCGUAUGCGCCGCGUGUGCCCCCCGUUGGGGGCGGAGCGGCGAGCGUGCCUUACGCGUACGCCACGGCGACUACUCCCAAGGGCGGCGGCUGUAGCGCGGCCAGCGGCUCCGCCGACACGUGCCGAAAGAAAACGGUGCGCUUCAAUCGGGACCACGGCGGCUGCAGGGACGCGCUCACCAAGGACUCGGGCAUUGACACCAGCAGUAGCGCGACGCUGAACGAGGACUUGUGCCUCAAGCACCCGGCUUCGUGGAAGCCCUCGGCGGACGGCACGCGCAUGCUGGGUCACAUGGUGCUGAAGAAGAACCUCCAGGAGGGAGGCAGCUCGAGCGCCGCCAUCUUGGGCCUCAAGGUGGUUGGCGGAAAGAUCCUCGAAUCCGGCAAGUUGGGCGCUCUCGUCGAGAAAGUCAAGAAGGGCAGCGUCGCCGACACCGUCGGACACCUCAAGCCUGGAGACGAAGUUUUGGAAUGGAACGGCCGGUCACUUCAAGGGAAAACAUACGAGGAGGUCUACGACAUCAUAUCAGAAUCUAAGCAGGAAAUGCAAGUCGAGCUCGUCGUUUCCAGGCCGCUCAGCGAUGCUGGAAGGGGAGACAUAUCGGACAGAAAUAUGAGGAGACACGUUUCCGGACCCAGCACGGGGAGCACCGCACGGCGAGACGUGAGGAAGCACGACUACUCAGACCGGAGGCCCAGCGUUACGGUGACGCCCGGCUCCCCCACGUUAGGCCACAGACCUCGUCGUUCUCCAAUACUUGGCGGACGCAUCCGGAUCAAACUCUGGUACGAUGCUCAAUCCCUGCAGUUAGUUGUUACAAUUGUUUGUGCCACAGAGCUUCCACCGCGAUCUAAUAACCAAGCCAGGAAUCCCUAUGUAAAAAUGUUCCUGCUCCAAGAUAGAAGUGAAAAGAGUAAAAGAAGAACAAAGACCAUUGCCAACACGAAUGAGCCCAAGUGGAACCAAAGUUUCGUGUACGCUCCACUGCGGAAAAGUGACUUAAUAAACCGAGCCCUGGAGGUGACCGUCUGGGACUACGACCGAUACGGCGCCAACGAUUUUCUCGGAGAGGUUGUGAUUGAAUUGGCUACGGCGCCUUUAGGUGGAGAUGGCGAAUGGUAUCCCCUAACCAGUCACGAGGAAAGCUUAGGUGUACAGUAUAAAAAUCGCAACAUGUACCUGGAUACGGAAGGUACGAGCUCAGUGACGUCAUCAGAUCGCCUCUCACCGCCAUCUACGAUAUCAAGGCUCUCCGACAGCGACCUGUCCGAAAUUGACUACGACGACGCCAUCCCCAUCCUCAGAGACCGUCGCAGCCUGGAGGGCCCGAGCCUGUCGGCGUCGGCAGGCAGCGGCUGCGGCAGCCCCCCGCUGGAAGAGGAGUUCGGCGAGCGGCCCACACGCCGGGACAUGCCUCACCGGCGCCACCGGUCAGGCUCCGUGGUGCUUCCCGACGGAGGAGGAGGCAGGGAGCAGCAGCCGCAGUCGCUGUACCGAGUGCCUUCCCGGUCGCUGGGCUCCGGACCCAUGGGCGGCCGGCUCAUGCAGUCCAGCUCCAGGUCGCUGUCGCCGCCGGACAUGAGGCCCCGGUUGCCUCCGCACGACGACCGCAUGCCCGGCAUGGGUAGCCGGGUGUCCCACUCCCUGGGCGGCACGCCGACGGGCACGCCCACGCCUAAGAAGCGCCACCUGCCCCAGGUACCACCUCCCGGUGCGCGUAGGGCGCCCGGUACCAGCCGGGACCAGAUGACCCUCGACAUGGAGGAACGCGCCCGACAGCUCAAGCUCCAGAUCAAGCAGCGCCGAUCCGGCACGAUGACGCCGGUAGGCAUGUACUCGGACAGCGAGGUGAGCCUGCGACACCACCAGGCGCUGGAGCACGCGCACCACCACCACCGGGGUGGUCCUGCCCUGCCCCCGGGGGGCCCCGCCAUGCAGAGGGGUCGCGGUCCCUCGCACCACCACCGGGGCGGCGGCAGCCGGCUGGCCGCCGGCCUGGGCCUGGGCGGUUCCAUGCUCAGCCCCGAGGGGGGCGCCGAGGGCGGCGCCGCCGGCGAGAGCGACGGCUCGGAAACCAGCUCCGUGUCCAAGUUCUCCGUCACCAGUGCCUUCUCCACGCAGUCCGAGCGCCCCAGGAGUAGCAGGACGCUCAGCGAGUUCACGACGCGCAUGCAAAGCUACGGGCCCGUGCACCCGGUUCGUGCAGCGCCCAGCGGCGCGACGCUGGGCCGCACCCACAGUGAAGAGGAAGCCACCAGCAUCGAGAAAGUGGACGGCAGCCUCUCGGACACGGCUGUCGGCUCGCUCACGGAAAAGGCCGCCGACCGGCUGCUCAGCGCGAAUGUUCGCCUUCCGCCCAGUCAGAAGAAGCGGCUGGGCUUUCGCAAGAAGCGGUCGUCGACCUUCAGCGUGCACCGCAGCGAGGAAGUGGCGCCCGAGGAGGUGCGCCACCUGGUGCGGCAGGCCAGCAGCGUAUCGUCCGACGGGGAAGGGAGCUUGAGCGGAGACAGCGCCACGUGGCUGCCUUCGCUCAGGCUCACAGCCGACGGCGGCGAGUUCGCCAAGUUCGUCGACAAGCUGGGGCCCGGCCAGCUGGUAGGCCGCCAGGCACUCGCCUCACCCAUCCUGGGCGAGUUGCAAGUCUCCCUAUGCGACCGGCGCACUCACCUCGAAGUCGAGGUCAUACGCGCCAAGGGACUGCAGCCCAAGCCCGGCGCCAAAAUGCUGCCAGCACCUUAUGUCAAGGUGUACCUCAUCAACGGCAGAAAAUGCAUAGCAAAGGCGAAAACGGCAACAGCUCGACGAACUCUAGAUCCACUUUACCAGCAGGUGCUAAUAUUUAAUGAAGAUUACCGAGGUUGUGUGCUUCAGGUGACGGUUUGGGGCGAGUACGGGCGCAUGGAGAAGAAGGUGUUUAUGGGUGUGGCUCAAAUAGUGCUCGACGAGCUGAACCUGGCCAACAUGACCAUUGGCUGGUACAAGCUGUUUCCGCCGUCGUCGCUGGUCAAUGUCGCUGCGGCCGCCUCCUCUUCUUCGCAAGGAAACUCGCUUGCUUCCAUGGACAGUUUUGGCUGACAAAGACACAUGCGGCCGCGAGGCUACUAUGCCAAGCGGCGCUACCUUGGCACUACAGCAAGGAGGGGACACAGUGGCGCCAGAGCCCGACGAUGCGGACGAUUCCCGCCAAGGUCGCAGCGAGAAGGAAGAGUGUUUGCGGCUGCCGCCGCCGCCAUCGUUGUUGUGACUGUGCGGGAAACGACUCACAGUGGGGAGAGCAGAGAGACUCCGUGGUGCGCUCUCUUAGCUCCGCGGUGGCUGACCAGAGGUGCAGAAGGAACCGUACAAAGGAGACAAAAAAAUGGAGAGGGACGUGCGAUGAAAGAAGGAGGGUGUGACGCUGAUGUGGUGUCACUGCUGCCUUUUACUUCUCGCUCGGGCCCCUCCUCACACCACCCCACACGCUCUCUCACCCACGCGCCUACCCCCUCCCCCCACCCCAACUCCCAAAGUAGAAACAAAGAAACACAAGCGCGGGUAGUGGCGAGAUUCUCGCUCUUUGCCCGGCCACUGAACAAAGAAGAAAGACAACGCCCGGCAGUGUUUUGUUUUUCUUUUCCUUUUUGUGGAAAAAGGAAAACACACUUACACACAGGCGUGAGGGAGGGAAAAAUAAACACGAGAAAACAAAGCUCUGAAAGAGAGAGAGGGUGAGGAAGUGAGAGCUGUUUUCUGCAGCAAAAGAUGCUCAGAUACAAUAGAUAUAUAAAUACUAUACAUAUGUGCAAAUCGGAAGUUUCCAAGCAUGGUAUUCUCUCUCUCUCUCUCUCUACUUGUUGGCCUUCUGUUGACUUUGUAAACGUUUUUCCUCCUCUGUUUCAACAUUCUAUUGUUUUCCUCCUUUCAGUUCAUUUGAUAGACGCUCUUUCUCAGUUUUUGUUUUUUCUUUAGAAAAAAAAAAUGUGAGGGACGGAAGCAAGUUUUACUUUUCAAGCUUCUCUCAAGUCUCGAGGGAAAGUGCCUGUUAUGCUCUGUGCAUACGUCUGUCUGUAUCUUGUGCUGUUUCUAUAGGAUGCCUAGGAAAAAGAACUGUCCAUGUACUAACCUGAUGGAACCGCGUGCGUGCAUGGGCUGGCAAGUGUCAUCACUCAUUGUUGAUCACAUCAUCUUGUGAAAUACUAUAUAUACAUAUAUAAAUAUAUAUAUAUAAUACACACACACACAUAUAACACAUAACACAUGCUGUUCUUAUCUGCCGUUCCUGUUUCUGUUUCUUCUUCAUUUAGGCGUUGUUACACAUGACGGCUGUUCUACGAAGACAUCGCUUCAGCGCGUUUUUUCUUGUUCUGUUGACAAGUGCUGUUGCGUGAUGCAAAUGUGAGGAGAGAGAGAAAAAAAAAAGGUUGUUGGUUCUUGCAAACUCUUUUUCCUAUCAAUGCUGUGCUUUGUUUCGCUUUUCACAUGUGGUUGCUGUUUUCUAUUGCCACACGAGACGACGACGACGACUACUACUACUACUACAACUACUAUUACUGCUACUACUACUA
Molecule: messenger RNA, 6377 nt
Organism: Dermacentor silvarum
Lineage: Eukaryota; Metazoa; Arthropoda; Arachnida; Ixodida; Ixodidae
Gene: Rim
Product: regulating synaptic membrane exocytosis protein 1
Exons: 21
Coding region: 688-4908 (1406 amino acids)
Biological process (GO): intracellular protein transport; calcium ion-regulated exocytosis of neurotransmitter; regulation of synaptic plasticity
Cellular component (GO): cytoskeleton of presynaptic active zone; presynaptic membrane
Molecular function (GO): transmembrane transporter binding; small GTPase binding
Source: RefSeq, a predicted model, not a curated record